AUGGUUCGCGCCCUGCUUCUCGGCCCCGCGCUAUUCCAGUUUGUCGACCCCUUCCGCACUCUUUCCGGUUUCCUUCUGGAUCUCUCGGGGGCCUUUUUCAACGGAACGACGGGCGUCUUCGGGAAGCUGUUCGCAUCGCCGGAUGUCGACUUGUUCGUCUUCCACUUCUGGGCGUGCCUGGGGGUUGCGCUCACCGCCGCUCUAGUUCUCUUUUUCAGCCCGGUGACGUGGACGCCCCUGGGGCUGCUCAGCGGCGGCCUGCUUGUGCUUGCGCUCGCGUGCAUCUUCACGGCAAAUAAGCUCAUCGGGGUCUCCCUCCGGGCCGGAAUCGCGAACGGAACGGCGGCUUUGGUCUCCUUCUCUUUCGGCCUUCUCCUGGACCCAAUGCGGCGGAAACUGAGCAACCUGCCGCUGGCUCUAGGCGGCCUCUCUCUGCUUAUGGCCGCGGUCGUGGGCAUAGCGUAUGCGGGGGAAAGGUCGUUCCAAGUGGAAGAUGAAUACGAGAGGCUGCUCAAGGGAAAGCGAAGCGACCGGGUGUCAGGAACGUGGCCGGGUUACUCAGCGGGGCUGUUUCUGGCGGUUCUGGGGGGAUCCCUGACCGGGCUCACUCUGGCCCCCAUGCAAUACGCGCCGUACGAUCAGCGCGGCCUGCGUUAUUUGCCGUCGAUGGCGGUCGGGAUCAUCGUCUUAGCCCCGGUCGUCGAUCUGCUGGCGCUCGCCGCUCGGGGGAAGCGCCCCGAGCUGAAACCGGAAAAGGCGGCCGCCCCAGGCCUCGCCGCCGGACUCUGCCGAACCCUGGGCCUGGGCUCCGGCAUCGUGUCCAUCCGGUACCUGGGCUACACGCUCGCGUACCCCAUCUUGCAGUCCGCCAUGUUCGUGGCCGGGCUGUGGGGCAUCUUUGUCUUUCACGAAAUGAAGGACCCACAAGCGCGGAGAGUCUACUGGCUGUCCGGCCUCUCCAUGCUUGUGGGGGUGUCUUUGCUCGCACUCUCUAGGUAG
This is a messenger RNA of Klebsormidium nitens, 999 nucleotides long. The record is from the annotation of a GenBank genome assembly. NCBI's taxonomy places the organism in Eukaryota, Viridiplantae, Streptophyta, Klebsormidiophyceae, Klebsormidiales, Klebsormidiaceae.